AUGGCUGGAUUAGAUGAAGAAAUAAAUUCAACGAAACCAAGGGUCAAAGGAUCAAAAGUAUUUGGUAAUAUGAUUGGAGCAGGAAUCAGCGAUGAUGAUAACGAUGAUGAUGAUGAUGAUGAUGAUGAGGAGGAGAACGAUCAGGAAAAUGAUGUUUUUUAUGCGGAUGAUGAUGAUGCUGAUGAUGAUGGUGAUACCAUUCCGUACCGUAAUAAGCUGGAUAAAUCAAGAUCGGAACGGAACAAUGAAAAUGCUAUGAAGUUGGACCUUAGCAGCGAGGAUGAUUUCUGA
Messenger RNA from Loa loa (African eye worm), 291 nucleotides. RefSeq lists its product as hypothetical. The record is from RefSeq and is a predicted model, not a curated record. NCBI's taxonomy places the organism in Eukaryota, Metazoa, Nematoda, Chromadorea, Rhabditida, Onchocercidae. Bases 1 to 291 code for a protein of 96 amino acids. The transcript is spliced from 3 exons.